AUGUCAUCUCCCGUCCCACUCCUUCGGCCGCCGGUGCCUGGCAAUCGCAACAACACCAGCAGCCCCCGGACGCCCAAACUCACCUUGGGUAUCCCUCCUUCGCCCAACGUGAAGCCCGUCAACGGCACUGGCGUCUCCGCCACCCCUCCCACCCUUGCGAUCCCGACCAGUCUCGAUGCAUCGCAACCCCAACAGCCUGCCUCCCGGCCAGCCCCGCCACAGCUGCGUCUAGCGACUCCCAUGGGCAGUAGUCAAAAUGUGUCAAAGCCGCCAACCCUCAUGCCGAAUGGCCGACCUGCCCCGCCCCCUCUAUCCACCAACUUGAGUGUUUCGACCGGACAGCUGGACGCAAAGGGCAGUGGCCCGGCAUCGGCCAACUCGCAAUAUUCCGCCCUGUCAUUUGCCAUGGGCCUUCGUCAAUCCUCGGGCGGCAAUUCAGAUCCCUCAUCCGCCAUUAGCUCGGUCGUGAGUGACGCGACCUCGCAGACGGACCGAGAGAACGGCAUCAACGCCCUAUUGCCCGACCUCGACAAGUUGAGUCUGGAGAAAGGUCGGCCAUUGGAUGUGGAUGAUUUGGAUGACGAGGGCUGGCAUGCGGCCAGUGAACAAAAGAAGAUCGUUGAAUUGGGAAGUUUGGGUGAAGGAGCAGGUGGCGCCGUCACCCGAUGCAAACUGAAGGAAGGUAAAACUGUAUUUGCAUUAAAGAUUAUCACGACAGAUCCGAAUCCCGAUGUGAAGAAGCAGAUUGUCCGUGAACUCAACUUCAACAAAGAUUGUGCAUCCGACCACAUCUGUCGCUACUACGGAGCCUUCAUGGACAAGUCCACCGGUACCAUCUCUAUCGCUAUGGAAUUCUGUGAGGGUGGAAGUUUGGACAGCAUCUAUAGGGAAGUCAAGAAGCUUGGCGGUCGAACAGGAGAAAAGGUGCUUGGUAAAGUGGCAGAGGGUGUGCUCAAUGGCUUGACCUAUCUGCACAGCCGGAAGAUCAUCCAUCGAGAUAUCAAGCCUUCCAACAUCCUGUUGUGCCGCGAUGGCCAAGUCAAGCUCUGUGACUUCGGUGUCAGUGGCGAAUUCGGCACCAAGGGCGAUGCAAACACAUUCAUCGGCACUUCCUAUUACAUGGCUCCCGAACGUAUCACCGGCCAAUCCUACACCAUCACCUCAGAUGUUUGGUCCUUGGGCGUGACCCUGCUAGAAGUUGCGCAACACCGAUUCCCCUUCCCCGCCGACGGGACCGAGAUGCAACCUCGCGCUGGGUUGAUUGAUCUCUUGACCUACAUUGUCCGGCAGCCAAUCCCCAAAUUGAAAGACGAGCCGGAUAACAAUAUUCGCUGGUCGGAUAAUUUCAAGUACUUUAUUGAAUGCUGUCUCGAGAAAGAACCGCCUCGCCGUGCGACUCCUUGGCGGAUGCUGGACCAUCCAUGGAUGCAGGACAUGAGGAACAAGAAAGUCAACAUGGCGAACUUCGUGAAGCAGGUGUGGGACUGGAAAGAUUAA
Penicillium macrosclerotiorum is the source of this 1497-nucleotide messenger RNA. RefSeq names its product dual-specificity mitogen-activated protein kinase kinase. Bases 1 to 1497 code for a protein of 498 amino acids. Gene Ontology annotation, molecular function: protein kinase activity; ATP binding. NCBI's taxonomy places the organism in Eukaryota, Fungi, Ascomycota, Eurotiomycetes, Eurotiales, Aspergillaceae. Gene Ontology annotation, biological process: protein phosphorylation. The transcript has 4 exons. The record is from RefSeq and is a predicted model, not a curated record.